This is a messenger RNA of Diabrotica virgifera virgifera (western corn rootworm), 1077 nucleotides long. RefSeq lists its product as uncharacterized. The transcript has a single exon. Bases 341 to 934 code for a protein of 197 amino acids. Lineage: Eukaryota; Metazoa; Arthropoda; Insecta; Coleoptera; Chrysomelidae. The record is from RefSeq and is a predicted model, not a curated record.
UUGGUGUUUUUGGUAUCAAUAAUGUUUUACACUACACUGGUGACAACGGUGAACAUCAACAACAAUUGCCAAAAGAUGAUAUCGACAUCAUUGAGGAAGAUCGGGAAGAUAUUUUGGAGGAUGAAGAGGAUAUUCCUGACAUAUUUGAAAACGAAAAUUAUCUCCUUCCAAAUUUAAGUGACAAUAAUUUGAUCAUGAUCAUACCUACUUUAUCUGAACACAUACGUUGUGCAAGUCAUACACUUGCCCUAAUAACAACUACUGAUAUUAUGAAAAUAAUUAAUUCAACCAGUUCUCUUAGAUCAAAACAUGAACAAGCAAUAGCUAGGUGUAAUCAUAUAUGGAAAAAGCAGGUCGUCCUAAAUCAGCUGAAGUGAUAAAAAAAGUAUUAGGACAUACUUUAAGUUACCCGGGUGUGACUCGUUGGAAUUCCAUGUUCGAUGCUCUGAACCAGAUUCUUAAGUCUAAAGAAAAACUGGAAUCUCUAUACGAAAAAUUAAAUUUUGCAAAACAAGAUCGGCUCAGAGAUACUGAUCUAAAUUAUUUAGCAGAAUUAUGCCAAAUACUAAAACCGUUUGCUUUGGCACUUGACAUUCUUCAAGGCGAACAAAAUAUGUACUACGGUUUCCUUCUACCAUCAAUCGUAAGCUUGUUUGUUAAAAUUGAAAAGCUUAAAACCAAUAAGUUUAAAUAUGUGGAACCUAUUUUGAACGCUCUAACAGUAUCUUUAAACUCCAGAUUUGAAAAACUUCUUAAGUUGACUAACCAAUCUGCAAUAAUUGCUGCAGUUACUAAUCCUUUAUUUAAAACACGUUCUGCAUUUCGAGGAAUCAGGAAUAUCGAAAAUGACCUUAGUGAAAUUAAGGAUUUGGUAAUUACAGAAGCUAUAAAAAUUAUGAAGGAAAAUGAGGAACAAUUAAAACAAGUAUCUUAAAAGUAUCUAGAUACUUUUAAAAAGUAUCUUUUACAGCUCUGACUAAAAAGUUUUCUGAUUCGAAAGCCAAGUCCAAAAAAAUUAUAGGAUAAGGUGUACCUACUCACAAAAUGUAAAUUACUUAUUCAGAAGUAAAAAAAAUA